AUGUCUCUCCAGUCAGUUAACCCGAACGACGUGUUUUCGCGUCUCACUCCUGAACAGCGCCAGCGCAUGACCAAGGAUCAUCGUCUCAAGGUCAAGACCUUGGCCUACCGGCUGCGUGGUGCCUUGGUUCAAACGGGCAUCUUGAUUGCCUGGAUUAUUGUCAUCCAAGCCAUCGCUCUCUUCUUCUUUACUCGCGGCUUUUUGCUCUCCCGACCAGUUCUUGAGAGUCACUCGGAAUGCACAGUCCUCCCACCUUUUCUCCAAGAUUCGGCCCAAAAUAGCCUGCAGCAACUGCAACAUGUUUAUCAGUUUAAUAAAAAUGAUUCUGCUCCCAAAACACUGUUUCAAGAACGAGGGUGCUGGGGACAAAAAUCUUUUGAAAAAGCCGUCAUUCUUGUUAUUGAUGCCCUGCGCUUUGACUUUACUGUUCCAGGCCCAGAAACUCCAGCACAGUACCUAAAUGCUCUACCAUUUAUGUACGACACGGCUGUCUCGUCACCAGAAAACGCUCUGCUACUCAAGUUUAUUGCUGACCCGCCAACUACAACUUUGCAGCGUCUUAAAGGCCUGACGACUGGCUCUCUGCCAACCUUUAUUGAUGCAGGAUCUAACUUUGCCGGUACAGAGAUUCUUGAAGACUCGUGGGUUGCCCAACUGGCAAAUCUUACCGAUAAUGCAAUUGCGUUUACUGGUGAUGAUACAUGGAUGUCACUAUUUGCUCCUCUUUUUAACCAAGACCUUGCAAGUCCUUACGAGUCACUUAAUGUUCUUGAUCUUCACACAGUUGAUAAUGGUGUUAUUCAGCAUAUUUUCCCAUUUAUCCAAUCUCCUGCGCUAAGUGAAAAAUGGAAAGUUGCUAUUGGACACACCUUGGGCGUGGAUCAUGCCGGACAUCGUUACGGGCCUGCACACCCAGCAAUGCGUGAAAAGCUUCAGCAAAUGAAUGAUGUUAUCAAGCGUUUAACAGAGGCCAUCGACGACGAUACUCUCUUGAUUGUUUUUGGUGAUCAUGGAAUGGAUCCCCGUGGUGAUCAUGGCGGAGAGUCACUGCCGGAGCUUGAGGCUGCCUUAUGGAUGUACUCUAAAAAGCCUGCUUUUGGUCGUCUUCCAGACCCAAACGGCACCGUCUACAAUGACGAUAACUAUGGCAAAAAUUACCGGUCGGUUCAACAAAUUGAUCUCGUUCCGACCUUGUCUCUUUUGCUAGGUCUCCCAAUACCUUUCAACAACCUCGGCUUCCCAAUUGCCGAACCGUUUUUGUCGCCAACCAGCAAUACCUCUGCUUUAGCACGAGCUCAACUUUUGACCGCCGCACAGAUUCACCGUUAUGCCCGUGCCGAUGGGUCUCUUUCUAAAAUUGCGGAAGUCUCUGAUCUUUGGGAAUAUGUCGUUUCCAGCAUUUCGGAGUCUUCUGGGAAAAGUCCCCAAGACGUGAUUGAUGCUACCCGUGCAUAUCAUGAUUUUGUUCUUAAUGAGUAUCAUACUCUCUGGGUCCAGUUUGACUUAACUUCAAUGGCUAUUGGAAUUGGGUUUAUGGUUGUGUCAAUCAUUAUUGCUUACACUUAUGCCCGUGCUCUUCCAACCGAAAUGGAACAAAUGAUUGGACCUCUGCUUAAGGUCAUCAACACUUCUGCAGGUGUAGUUGGUAUGGUCUUCUCUCUCAGUUCACGUUUGGCUACCCGUAUUGGCAUUGCACCCAAAUUUUUCCAAUCAUCUACAAAUGGUGUUUUGUUUGGUGUGGCCUUUGGUGCUAGUUUAGGUUUCCUAAGUGGGUUUUCUGUUGCCUUUUACUCUCUUGGAAACCUCAAAACCAUCUUCAGCUUGUUCAUUUUACCCAAGAGCUCAUCGGCUAUUUUUGCGCUGGUGUUGACAAUUUCUCAUGCCAUUUUAUUUGCAUCCAACUCAUACACAGUCUGGGAGGAUCGUGUUCUCUUGUUUUUGCUUGCUUCUUUAGGCUUUUACUUUUUAGUAUUAACUCUUCGUGGCAAGAAGAAAUCAAAAACUGGUAUUCUGGAGCAAGCUGCUUCCAUUGCUGCUUCAGGAAACUCAUCAGAUAAUUCAGAUUCGGAAUCCCCAAAAAUCAACUCUAACAAUGCUAGUCGUACUAGCAGUCGGAGCCGGAGCAUCAGCCCAGUUAAGACACCAUUGUCAGUUGGUGCUGAUCAGGAGAAGGAAAAGCGCAAGGUUAUGGCUCUUUACUUUUCCGUGACCUUUUUAAUUGUCCUACGCAUGGCUGCUUACUCUGGAGUCUGUCGCGAAGAGCAGGGACCUGAAUGCAAAACUACAUUUUAUCUCAACAAUAACUCGACGGUUUCUUCAUUUUUGUCUGUUGGUCUUCUAGGGUUUGCCUCGUUAUACCUUCCUACAGUAAUUGCAUCUUUUUACGAAACCUCAGCAAGCUUGAAUAAUACAGCCACUGUAUGGAUUGCUUAUGGUCUCCGUGUUAUUAUGAUCUUUAUUACAAUUUACUGGGGUCUUGACACACUGGAGGCCCGCAACUUUUUUGAAGACCCAAGUGUCCUUGAUGCUGUUAAAGCAGUCAAGGUAACAACAGCGCGUAUUAUUCUUGGUAUUGUGCUUUUGGCCGCAAACUACGCUUGGUGGCAAAACUCGCUGUGCAUCAAGCUGGAAGUAUCGCGUGAGUCUGUUGCUGAAAAAUCUAAAAAGCAACAAGCUUCAGAAUAUACCCCAACACAAGCCCGCAUUUUGGGUUACAGUAAUGUGUACGGCUCCAUGAUUAUGCUGGCAGUACUUAAUAUAUUUGCUGCCACUUUAGUGGUUUCAAAGCCCAUGGCUGGCGUUACCCUAUCAAUUUUGAUUUUCCAGCUCUUUACUCUAUUGGAGCUGUUUGACAUCCACAUUGACCGACUAUACUUUUCAGCUCUGGGGCCUGUGGCUUUGGGUCUUUUAGGAUCGUUUCACUUUUUCACUACUGGACACCAGGCUACAAUUCCCUCCGUUCAAUGGGACGUGGCAUAUAUUCCGUCGUCUACAAUUAUUUUCCCAUUUACACAUUUGGCGUUAAUUCUCAAUACAUUUGCACCUCAAAUUAUUGUUUCGCUGGCAGUACCAUUACUGCUGCUGUGGAAGAUUCCACCAUCGAAAACUCCUACAACGCUGCUCCAGCUUGUAUCCAAGUCGGGAAUCACACUGAUACUUUAUCAAGCUACUAUCACAUUAUCAACCAUGGUGUUUGCAUUGCAUUUUAGACGACACUUGAUGGUUUGGAAGAUUUUUGCGCCGCGUUUCAUGUUGGCUGGAAUGGCGCUUGGUGUGGUAGAUGUUUGUGUGUUUCUUGGUGUUGUUGUCUUUGGAGGCCGUGCCAUUACAUUUAUAAAUAAAAUUUUCAAUACCUGA
Messenger RNA from Magnusiomyces paraingens, 3357 nucleotides. RefSeq lists its product as uncharacterized. NCBI's taxonomy places the organism in Eukaryota, Fungi, Ascomycota, Dipodascomycetes, Dipodascales, Dipodascaceae. The record is from RefSeq and is a predicted model, not a curated record. The coding region runs from base 1 to 3357 and encodes 1118 amino acids. Gene Ontology annotation, cellular component: endoplasmic reticulum membrane. The transcript has a single exon. Gene Ontology annotation, molecular function: mannose-ethanolamine phosphotransferase activity. Gene Ontology annotation, biological process: GPI anchor biosynthetic process.